UUUAUUAAGUCUCAGCCUUUGUUGUUUCAUUGGUUUGAGAUUCACUCAUACAUGAAACUUGUUUCAUUCCAGCUUUUCCAAACUAUAAGAAUAUUUCCAAUCUUAUCUUGUAAUAGUUUAAGUUUUAAAUUGAAAGCCCUUAGUUCAAAAAACAAAAACAAAAUUAGCCCUUGAAUUUAUAUAUAAUCACGACGGCCAUAUUUGGCAGCUACACUGAUAUGUUUUCAAUUGGCUGACAGGCCUUGAGCAGGGUUUGCUGGGUAUAUUGGUAGGAAGAUGUGUUGCGAGGUUGAAGCCUCAUUUAGGCAAUAUAAACAUGAUCAUUAGCGUUAUGUCAUUAGUUAUACUUAUACGUAGACUAAGUAACCCACUAAAGGUUGCUGAUUCCUUUUGUAUCGACUAGUAUCAUUAUCUACAUAUAAAGCACUGAAUUUUAAUUUCUAAUUUUUGUAAAAAAUUUGUAUAACCUCAAAUUAUUAAAAGGCGGAUUUUAUUAGAAUUAUAACUAAAUUAUCUAUAACUCCAAAAUUUUGACAAUCAAUCAUGUCUAUAUCUUUAUUUUUUUGCUAAAUUAUCAUGUCUAUAUCUUUUCUUUCUUCCAAACUUACUUGAGAUUAAAAGUCUUUAUAAAUUUUGAUAGGAGUUCCACACACAAACAAAAACAAAACAAAUAUUUUUCAUCAAGGGAUACUUAUUUAACAUCACGGAUUCACAGUUUAUUAACAAAAAUCCAAACAAAGACUGAAAGACAGAAGAUUCAAUCUAAUAAUAGUCGGCAAACACCAGUGAUUAACUAACGAAAUAAAUUAACAAGUGGUCAGAUCUUCCAUCCUCGUUAAAAGAAAAUGAAUCAAUAAAGUUUUUAGUGCAAUACUGACCGAGAACAUUAAAUCCACGUGAAACACGUGGGUUCCUUUCCUGGUCCCGAAAAUACUGUUGUGUGUCUGUACAUGAUAAAAGUACUAGUGUGCCCUCGUUUUAUACACACUAUAAAAAAACCCUAAGAGCAUCUCCAACCACUAACACCAUUUUAGUGUCAAAACCACAUUAUUUUAGUGUAAUUUCAACACUAAAACAAAAAUCUUCUCCAACCAUAACACUAAACUCCACACUAAAACUAUUUUAUAAUAUUAUAUGUAUUAAAUUUUUUAUUUAUCAUUUAUUUAAUUGUAUGUUAUAGUAAUAAAAGAAGUGAAUAGUGUUUUAGUGGGAUGAAUAGUGUUUUAGUGUGGUGAAUAGUGUCACACCAAAUUUGGUGUCAAAUUUUAGUGUUACACUAAAAUAGUGUGAUUUUUGCAGUUCCAUUGGAGAUAAUUUGAUGUAAAAAUUACACAAAAUAGUGUUUUGCAGUUCCUUUGGAGAUGGCCUAAGCACUGAAACCCCAAAUCAUCAGUCUUUAAAAAAAUACAAAAGAGAGUUAAAAACAAAAUGGAAGAAUGUAAAAGAAACUUAGUAGAUGAAGAAGCCAAAGCUUCUCUAGACAUAUGGAGAUAUGUCUUUGGGUUUGCAGAUAUAGCAGCUGCAAAAUGUGCCAUCGAUCUUAAGAUUCCAGAAGCCAUUGAAAACCAUCCUUCCUCACAGCCCAUGACACUAGCUGAGCUCUCCUCUACAGUCUCUGCCUCUCCAUCACAUCUCCGCCGUAUAAUGAGGUUUCUUGUCCACCAAGGAAUCUUCAAAGAAGUCCCCAUAAAAGAUGGUCUAACCACAGGCUACACUAACACGCCACUCUCUCGCCGCAUGAUGAUCACAAAACGUGACGGCAAAUCGCUAGCUCCUUUUGUUCUCUUCGAGACAAGUCACGAGAUGCUAGCUCCGUGGUUAAGACUGAGCUCAGUUGUCUCUUCUCCGGUCAACGGUUCACAUCCACCGCCGUUUGAUGCUGUGCACAAUAAGGACGUGUGGGCUUUAGCAGAGGAUAAUCCGUGCUUUAGCGAGAUGAUCAAUGAGGCCAUGGCUUGUGACACAAGACGCGUGGUACCACGUGUUGCCCGAGCUUGUCACGACUUGUUUGACGGCGUGGCUACGGUGGUGGAUGUAGGAGGUGGUAACGGAGAGGCGGUGGGAAUAUUGGUGAAGGAGUUUCCUUGGAUCAAAGGAUUUAACUUUGAUCUUCCUCAUGUUAUCGACGUUGCUCAAGUCUUGGAUGGUGUUGAAAAUGUUGGAGGCGAUAUGUUUGAUUCUAUUCCAAAGUGUGACGCCGUCUUCAUCAAGUGGGUGUUACACGAUUGGGGAGACGAAGAUUGCAUUAAAAUAUUGAAGAAUUGCAAAGAAGCAAAUAUUGGAAAAGUGUUUAUAGUGGAAUCUAUAAUUAGAGACAAGAAAAAGACGAUGAUGGUGGAAGAAAGAGAUAAAAAGUUAAGAGUAUGUCAGAUUGAUGCUUGAUAUAGCGAUGAUGGCUCACACAACCACAGGCAAAGAACGAACUCUGAAAAAGUGGGACUUUGUU
Brassica rapa (field mustard) is the source of this 2446-nucleotide messenger RNA. RefSeq names its product acetylserotonin O-methyltransferase. NCBI's taxonomy places the organism in Eukaryota, Viridiplantae, Streptophyta, Magnoliopsida, Brassicales, Brassicaceae. The record is from RefSeq and is a predicted model, not a curated record. Gene Ontology annotation, molecular function: protein dimerization activity; O-methyltransferase activity.